Messenger RNA from Fulvia fulva, 2058 nucleotides. Its product is annotated as SCF E3 ubiquitin ligase complex F-box protein grrA. The coding region runs from base 1 to 2058 and encodes 685 amino acids. NCBI's taxonomy places the organism in Eukaryota, Fungi, Ascomycota, Dothideomycetes, Mycosphaerellales, Mycosphaerellaceae. The transcript is spliced from 2 exons. Gene Ontology annotation, molecular function: protein binding. Gene Ontology annotation, cellular component: SCF ubiquitin ligase complex. Gene Ontology annotation, biological process: SCF-dependent proteasomal ubiquitin-dependent protein catabolic process. The record is from RefSeq and is a predicted model, not a curated record.
AUGGCGCGCGCAAGGCGGCUUCUGCGCAUGUCCAGCGCAUCCAGUUCGAGCUCCUCCAGCACAUCCCCCGAACGCGGCGUCGACGACGACAAUGACUCCUUCAUGCUGCAAGCGAACGACUCCCAGUCCUCUCUCGGCGGCGACCUCUCGCCGGAGCUCUCACAAACGGAGGCUAUGCGACGCGAAUAUGAGGAGCGAUGCCGAGUGUCACCGGUUCACCGCUUGCCCGCCGAGCUCCUCAUCAGCAUAUUCUCCCGCCUGACAUCGCCGCGAGAUCUGCAGAUGUGCAUGCUGGUGUCGAAAGAGUGGGCGCGGAACAGCGUGGGACUGCUCUGGCAUCGCCCGCAGAUGAGCAAAUGGGAUUGCAUACAGAGCGUGGUGCGGAGCAUACGGAAGAGCAACAAGUUCUUUGCAUAUCAAGAGCUCGUGAAGCGGCUGAACAUGUCUACCCUGGCUGCCAGUGUGAGCGAUGGCACACUGGAAGGCAUGAGAGAAUGCAAGCGGAUCGAGCGACUGACGCUGACCAAUUGCUGCAAGUUGACAGACGCGAGUCUGCAGCCGCUGGUGGAUGGAAACAGAAGCCUGCUCGCCUUGGACGUCACCGGUCUGGACCAGCUCACAGACAAGACCAUGCUCACCGUUGCGGACAACUGCCUCCGAUUACAGGGCUUGAACGUCACUGGGUGUAAGAAGCUUACUGAUGCCUCAAUUGUGGCUGUCGCACGGAAUUGUCGUCAUCUCAAGCGGUUGAAGUUCAACAACUGCGUACAGCUGACGGACAACUCCAUCAUGACAGUCGCCAAUCACAGCACGCAUCUUCUGGAAGUCGACUUCUAUGGGCUGCAGAACCUCGAAAGUCCUUCGAUAACCACCCUUCUCAUCUCUUGCCAGCAUCUGCGAGAGAUGAGACUGGCUCACUGUUCUCGCAUCAACGAUUCCGCAUUCUUGGACCUUCCUGGAGACCCCGAAAUGCCAGUCACCUUCGACUCCCUUCGGAUCUUGGACCUCACCGACUGCAACGAGCUUGGCGACCAAGGAGUAGAAAAGAUAAUUCACACUUGUCCGCGACUUCGCAAUCUGAUCCUUGCCAAGUGCAGACAGAUCACUGAUCGUGCUGUAAUGGCCAUUACAAAGCUCGGCAAGAACCUGCACUACAUCCACCUUGGCCACUGUGCACGGAUCACGGACGUUUCUGUUGAAGCACUUGCGAAAGCGUGCAACCGCAUCCGCUACAUCGACUUGGCGUGUUGUAGCAAUUUGACAGACAACAGCAUCAUGAAGUUAGCUGGCUUACCAAAGCUGAAGCGAAUUGGCCUGGUCAAGUGUGCUGGCAUCACUGACAGGAGCAUAUACAGCCUAGCCGUUGGCGAGGUCAAGCACGGGCGGAAGGUCAAUGGUAUCAGCGUACUGGAAAGAGUUCAUUUGAGUUAUUGCACUCUUCUGACACUUGACGGUAUCCACAUCCUUCUCAACAACUGUCCGAAACUCACGCAUCUGAGCUUGACUGGCGUCCAAGCAUUCCUGCGGGACGAGCUUCUUGCAUUCUGUCGAGAGGCUCCGCCGGAAUUUAACGAGCACCAGCGUGAUGUCUUUUGCGUCUUCUCUGGUACUGGUGUCGCGCGACUGCGGGAGUUCCUGAACGAGCAGAAGGCACACGUGGCGGCAGCUGGCUCUGUCACGCCAUCUGUGGUGGACGAUAGCGAUCUCAUCGAUGUCGAUAUUGACGACCAGAACCCAGACUCUGACGGCAGCAAUACUCCAGUGGUGAAUGUCAACGUGCACGGCAACUACCCACAAGGCCACACACCCAUCAUCCACGGGCCCAGCUCAGCAAUCAACUUCUCACCACACGGAAGCCAGGUUGGCGCAGGACCUUCCAACCUAAGCCAAAGCGCGCCCAACCCAGGGAGUGCAACCUGGAUUGGAGGCCACGCACCCAUCAUGAUCCACGGCGGCGGCGCCCAACACGUAACGGGCAUGAUGGGAGCCACGAUCCUUGACGAAGUCGAUGGAGACGAAGCCUUCGGCGAGGGCAGCGAAAUCAUGGACCGUGACUAG